UAGGACCUCUCCUACCACUUCACCAGAGUUGAAAUCUGGGCAGAUCUUGCCUUAUCGUUCUCUACAGUAAGGCACACGGAGAGAGUAGAUCUACUGGAGCUGCUGCUUCUGCUUUUAGGCUCUCUCCUGCCUGUGAGCAGUGGUGACACGAUAUAGAACUCUCUCAAGGGAGGCAGGGCCUAAGCCAGGGGCAAAUCUAGUGUGAGUCUUUCUAUUCACAGUAUUCUUACCAGGUGAAUCUGGCUUAAUAGCAGCUUUAAGGUCACCCUUGAAGGGAAAAGAUUUUAUCAGCAGCAUACAGGCUUGGAGGGAAUCUCCCUCACUGUGCUGAGUGAUGGUGUGUGGCCCAGCAGAAGCAACUUGGAGGUCCCAUGAGUCCUUGCUUAGCAUCACAGUCCCCCAAAAAUGUUUAUGAAAACUGGGACAAACAUCCCAUCUUUCUGCACAUUCCAAGCCACACAGCCUCAGCUGCUCAGGGGAAGCAUGAGAAAGGGGGCAGGGUGUGGCCCAGGUGCAGGUUACUCUCUGCUUUGGGAACUUACACGCUGAAUCCCCCACUCAGCCCAAGGUGUCAUUCUUGCUCUAGCAUAACUCAGAAUAGGGAUGGCAGAGGUGGGAACUAUCAAUGGAUAAACAAAAAAAUGAACAGCUGAAUGCAGGAGGGGGCCACAGGAGGAAGCAUGUACAGAUGUUCAAAGGCUGGAGGACUUGGGUUAUGCUCCCAGUCCUGCUGCUGGCCAGCUGUUUGACCUUGCACAAGUCAUUUCCGCCCUCUGGACUCAAACUUCUCAUCUGUAAGAACAGGAGUCUAGUCUCCAGCAGCUUUGACUUGUGCUGUUCUCUUCGAAGAUUCCCGGGUCCACUCUCUCAGUGUUUCUCAAAGUGCAGUGGGCAGUCCACCAAAUACCUGUACUACAAUCGCCAGGGCACAUUUUUUUUUGCCUCAAUUCCAGACCUAUUGAAUUGCGAGUCAGAGGGGCUUCACAGAACUUUUAAAAACUUUUGAGCACUGUGUGUCCUAUUGUAAGUUGCCCCAUCUCAACCACCUGUUUUCCCUUCCAUCCACUGAAUCUGGCACCAAUCUCUCCACUCCCUUUUGCGUACUCUACUCCCCCCCAACGCUCCCCAGCAAUGACCAGAGCAGCAGCAUGAGGCAAUCGCUGUAUCCUUGACCCUGUCCUCUGCACAGUGAGUGAUGGCUUUUUCUUAUCUCCUGAUGAUGAAGCACAACCUUCAGCUGGAGGCAUUUAAGGCGCAGAACAAAUGGUCCAGGCUGCAGCUGCCGAACGGACCCAGAGGUGGAGGAACAAAAAGCCACUUUUGAGAGCAGAAGUGGCAGCAGCAUCAGCACUGCUACAUCUGCCAGAAAACAAUGCUACUAGCAACUUUCAAACUGUGUGCUGGAAGCUCCUACAGAUACAUGCGCAACAUGAAGGGGCUGAGACACCAAGCUGCUCUGGCCAUUGGCCAAGAACUGAGGAGAACACUGGGGAACCCUACCCCCAAUGUGUGGAUUAACCAAGUUCGGCGUCGGAGUUCUCUGCUUGGUUCUUGUUUGGAAGAGAUAAGUGACCAAGAGCUGGCCUAUAUCCAGCAGGGAGAGGAAGCCAUGCAGAAGGCCCUGGGCAUUCUCAGCAACCAGGAGGGUUGGAAGAAGGAAACCCAGCAGGCAAAUGGAGACAAAGUGUUGAGUAAGGUGGUUCCAGAUGUAGGUAAGGUGUUCCGGCUGGAGGUGAUAGUGGACCAACCCAUGGAGAGGCUCUAUGAAGAACUUGUGGAACGCAUGGAAGCAACGGGAGAAUGGAAUCCAAAUGUCAAGGAGAUCAAGGUCUUGCAGAAGAUUGGAAAAGAUACAGUUAUUACCCAUGAGUUGGCAGCAGAAGCAGCAGGAAACCUCGUGGGGCCCCGUGACUUUGUGAAUGUGCGUUGUGCCAAACGCAGAGGCUCUACCUGUGUUCUAGCUGGCAUAGCCACACACUUUGGGGAGAUGCCUGAGCAGAAAGGUAUUAUCAGAGCUGAACAAGGUCCCACUUGCAUGGUGCUUCAUCCGCUGGCUGGAAGUCCCUCCAAGACCAAACUCACCUGGCUGCUCAGUAUUGACCUCAAGGGAUGGCUGCCAAAGAGUAUCAUCAACCAAGUCUUAUCACAGACCCAGAUGGAUUUUGCCUAUCACCUGCGCAAACGACUGGAGUCCACCUCUGCCUCUGAAGCCCGGUGUUAAAUACCAGCAUGCUGUUCCAGUAUGUGUUUCUGCCUUGGCUUGCACACGGAUCAGGAAAAUUUCUGCUGAAAGUCUGCAAGUCUGUUUAAGAUCUUCAUCUGGCAAUAACAGAGGGGGUGGAAGAGUAUAACACUACGACUCAAACUGGUAAAAGUUUUACAAAGCAGCCAGGCGCAGUGACACUUGUCUGUAAUCCCAGGGACUCGAAAGGCUGAGGCAGGAGGAUCUGAGUUUGAGCAAGCCUCUGCAAUUUAGUGAGAUCUUAUCUCAAAAUAAAAAAUAAAAGGGUUGGGGAAUGUAGCUCAGUGGUUGAGAGCCCAUGGGUUUAAUGCCCAGGACCACCACCACCAAAAAAAAAAAAAAAAAAAAAAUUAGAAAUCAGAUGAGUCUCUAUGAUAAAGAAGAAACUUCUAACUCUAUUUACUGAUUAGCUGUGAAAAAAGAAGGUUCCCAAGAAAGAUACUUGAGCCCUUAUACACACACCUAAAAAUAUCUGUGAAUCCUACUGGCUGGUAUGGAUGUGGGAGCUGCUAAAUUAGGGACUGGUUUUAUGGGCUCAAGAACUCCAUUCCCUGCAGGAGUGUGUGAACAAUGCAGAGCCCUACACAUGGGCUCUUUGCUCUUCCACCAACAAGGCACAGGGAUACACCAAAGAAUAAGCAAUUCACCACAGAAGGUAUCUUCCAGAAGUAUAUUCCCAGUUUCCUCAAUGGAAAAAUAUAAAACUAAUAAUGAGACUGGUUUCCCUACUUAUUUCAUAUGUACCAGUCAGAAUAAAGAAUCACAACAUGAAAACUUCAGUCUGUACUCGUUUUAAAGUUCUAUUCUAUAAAAAGUAGAUUACAACUUGAUAUUAUAAGAGUCCAGGACAAAGACUUUAAAUUAAACUAAAUCUCAUUAAAAGGAAAGAAACUACAGGAGAUUUAGAUAAUUUGAUAAUUUUGUUACCAGAAUUUUUCAUUAAAAUUUAAUUUUCAUGGAAGAAGGGGUAACAUGGUGAUAGAAAAUUCCCUUUUCCAGGAUUUAGAGAAAUUACUUUUUUUAAUAAAUAUUUUAUUAGUUGUUGUUGGACCUUUAUUUGUUUAUUUUUAUGUGGUGCUGAGAAUUGAGCCCAGUGCCUCAUAUAUGCCAGGCAAGCACUCUACCAAUGAGCCACAACCCAGCCCCAAAGAGAGAAAUUAUAAACUGAGGGGUUGGGGGUGUAGCUCAGUGGUAGUGUGUUCGUCUAGCAUGUGUGAGGCACUGGGUUUGAGGGUUUGAUACUCAGCACCACAUAAAAAUAAAUUAAAUAAAGGCAUUGUGUCCAUCUACAAAAAACAAAACAAAAAACUGAAAUAGGACUAUCUUAUUACAUAUAAAUAGAGUGAAAAACCAACCAUUACCACCUGAAGCAUUUCCAUCUAGGUUUAAUAGCAUGGAUGACUUGCACCAUCUGGAAAUAGAGAUUUAGUUUAUUUAUUAAACAAAAUAGCAGCAGUGGGAACACUAGUAUUUAUUGAGGUAUUAAAAUUUAACAACUGAUAUUUAUUAUAAUUUAUUCUGAUUGUUUCUUAGUCCAUUUUUGGCAUAGAUGAAAUUGCUGUUUAUCCAGGAGCUUUAAAGAGGGAGGACAAUUGUAGAGGAGUAUUUCUACAAUACAGUCUCUCACCACCAACCAAGAGAAAACAGUUACUUGCUUAAAGAUAUGCUGAAACAAUACGGGCACUGGUUUCAAGAGAAUAGAUGGACAGUAAAGAAAUGAGCUUUCAACAAACACCAUGGUUUUAAAAUGGAUUACAGUUUGUUCUUUCAAACAAUGUAACUAUGUCUUUGUGAUGUCUAGGGAAAGAUUUUCCCACUUAAAUUUACAUUGAAAUAAAAUAAGUUGUCACUGA
Marmota monax (woodchuck) is the source of this 4095-nucleotide messenger RNA. RefSeq names its product steroidogenic acute regulatory protein (gene Star). The coding region runs from base 1373 to 2221 and encodes 282 amino acids. The transcript has 7 exons. The record is from RefSeq and is a predicted model, not a curated record. Gene Ontology annotation, molecular function: cholesterol binding; cholesterol transfer activity. Gene Ontology annotation, cellular component: mitochondrial intermembrane space; mitochondrion. Gene Ontology annotation, biological process: steroid biosynthetic process; intracellular cholesterol transport; regulation of steroid biosynthetic process. Lineage: Eukaryota; Metazoa; Chordata; Mammalia; Rodentia; Sciuridae.